Messenger RNA from Nicotiana tabacum (common tobacco), 2431 nucleotides. NCBI's taxonomy places the organism in Eukaryota, Viridiplantae, Streptophyta, Magnoliopsida, Solanales, Solanaceae. The record is from RefSeq and is a predicted model, not a curated record.
CAUCCUUCUCUCUCUCCUUCUCUCUCUCCUCUCUUCCAUCUUCCUUCCCUCCAAUCUCCAUCUCUCCUAAAAAUCUAACAUUUCUGGGUCAGGGUCUCUUUCAUAUUAAACAGCCAUUGCUAUAUUUUAUUUUCUUCAGUUUUUUCUUUUGUAGAGUUUUUUCAUCUAAAAAUCCAAUCUUUGGUCCAUUUCUGUAUCUGGGGUAUUCCCAUAUUUUGCCUUUGUAAUAUUUUCUUUUGAAUUUGAUCCCUUUCAUUGUCUUUUCAUAUAAAAAUCCAAUCUUGGUCCUUUUCUCUUGUUUUUAUUCUUCUUACUCUGAAAAUUUGGAGUUUUUUUGACAAAUUAUAACAACCAUUUUGGUGUUUUUUGUAGUAUAAUAUAUAUCAAAAUUUGUUACUUCUCAACACCCAUUGACCUAGAAAAGUCAAUUCUUAUUAAUUUGCAGCCUUUUGCAAAUGUUUUAUGAUAACCCAUAUUUCUUUGGUUAAUUGAACUUAUACCAUUCUUGAUCACACAUUUGUAUUCAAUAAAAAUUUGAUCUUUUCUUAUUUUUCAAUCAGUUUCUUGUUAAAAUUUUCAACUUUUGUUGGUGGGGUUAUGUGAUUUUGUAUUUUUUUUUUUUUUGGGAAAAAAUAUGAAGCUUUUAGUAAGAGUAAUUGAAGCAAAGAACAUACCAGCAAUGGACCCAAAUGGAUUUAGUGAUCCAUAUGUGAAAUUAUCAUUAGGAAAACAGAAGUUUAGAAGUAAAGUAGUGAAAAAAUGUUUGAAUCCAUCUUGGUGUGAGGAAUUUGCCUUUAGAGUUGAUGAUUUGAAAGAGGAGCUAAUUAUUUCUGUUUUGGACGAAGAUAAAUAUUUCAAUGAUGAUUUUGUUGGACAAAUUAAAUUUCAAGUUUCUCAGGUUUUUGAAGCUAAUGAUAAGUCACUUGGUACUGCUUGGUAUACUUUGCAACCUAGGCAUAAGAAGGCCAAAAAUAGAGAUUGUGGUCAGAUUCUUCUCACAAUAUGUUUCUCGCAAAGCAAUACAUUGGCGGACUUGCAGUCCGCUGGUGAUCAUGGACCACCGUCGAAGAGGUUGUCUGAUGUGGCAACUGAACCUCCUUCUUUGUCUUCCAAUGGCCCCUUGAGAUCAUCUUCUCCUCUGAGAUCCGAAGAAGCAGCCUCUUCUAAGGAGGAAAAGCCUCAGGCGCAGACCUUUGCUGGUCGGCUUGCCCAAAUUUUCAACAAGAAUGGGGAUGCAGUAUCCGCGACUAACGUGAAAGCUCCAGAUAUAACAGUGACACCUGAAAGUGCCAGUACAGCAGCUUCUGAGAAUGCGCAAGAGGAACAGUCCACAUCGGGAAACUUUCAAGAACUAAUUAAAAGCAUGGAGGCAAGAGAACAAGGAAGCGAAGUUUCAAACCUUCCUGGAGUAGUAGUCGAUCAAUUGUAUGCUAUUGCCCCGCAUGAGUUGAAUUCAUUCCUGUUUUCACCGGAUUCAACCUUCUUUAAAUCCUUAGCAGAUAUUCAGGGAUCCACGGAGUUGCGUAUUGGACCUUGGAAACUUGAAAAUGGUGGUGAGAGUUUAAAAAGAGUGGUCACUUUUACCAAAGCUGCAAGUAGAUUGGUCAAGGCUUUAAAAACUACAGAGGACCAAACGUAUCUUAAAGCUGAUGGGAAGUCUUUUGCUCUUUCAGUUAUUGUGAGUACCCCGGAUGCCCCAUAUGGAAGCACUUUCAGGACAGAAUUGCUUUACAACAUUACUCCUGGUCCUGAGUUGCCUUCGGGAGAACAGUCUUCGAGGUUAGUAGUGUCGUGGCGCAUGAAUUUCUUGCAAAGCACUAUGAUGAAAGGCAUGAUAGAAAAUGGUGCACGGCAAGGUAUUAAGGAGAGCUUUGAGCAGUAUGCAAAUUUAUUAUCUCAGAAUGUAAAGCCAGUUGACGCAAAGGACAUAGGUUCAGAGAAAGAACAGGUUUUGGCAUCUCUAGAAGUGGAGCACCAGUCCGAUUGGAAGCUGGCUUUCCAGUAUUUUGCUAAUUUUACUGUAAUAUCAACCUUUUUCAUUGGGAUAUAUGUGUUUUUGCACAUCUUGUUGGCCAUGCCUAGCACAAUACAGGGGCUUGAGUUUGUUGGUCUUGACUUACCAGAUUCUAUUGGUGAGGUAAUUGUGUGUGGAGUGCUAGUACUUCAAGGAAAACGGGUGCUGGAGCUGAUAUCACGCUUCAUGCGAGCUAGGGUACAAAAAGGAAGCGACCAUGGUAUCAAAGCACAAGGAGAUGGUUGGCUGUUGACUGUUGCCUUGAUUGAAGGAAACAAUUUGGCAGCUGUUGACUCAAGUGGCUUCUCUGACCCAUAUGUGGUGUUUACAUGCAACGGGAAAACUAGAACCAGCUCAAUCAAGUUCCAAAAGUCUAAUCCCACGUGGAAUGAAAUAUUUGAAUUUGAUGCAAUGGAU